Messenger RNA from Pygocentrus nattereri (red-bellied piranha), 3371 nucleotides. RefSeq names its product uveal autoantigen with coiled-coil domains and ankyrin repeats a (gene uacaa). The record is from RefSeq and is a predicted model, not a curated record. The transcript has 17 exons. Bases 425 to 3043 code for a protein of 872 amino acids. Lineage: Eukaryota; Metazoa; Chordata; Actinopteri; Characiformes; Serrasalmidae. Gene Ontology annotation, molecular function: actin binding.
UCACUGCAGUAGUCUGGCAUUAAAUGGACCGUGGCUCCAGGCAAUGCCCCCGUCAUAGGAGACACGGGCAGUGCGGCGCAAAGUAUCCGAAACAAACACUCGGCUCAUUGUGUGCGUGUGUGUGUGUGUGUGCGAGUCUGCAGGUCAGACUCCGCUCAGUAAAUCAUGUGAAUCGGCUGUUUUUCCUUCAGCUCGACCUUCGCGCUGAGGCUUCACCCACCGCGCGCAAUUGGCUGCGGUUCCCCGCAAAUGACCGCGCUUCCCUCGGUGCUGGUUUGCGGAGAGACGUCAGCGCUGGGUUCGCGGAGUGAAUGGCGGGUUUGGCUUUCACAGGAAAAGUUUGACAGAAACUCGGUUCUUCGGUUCUUGCUGUGAGCAAGCGGGACUCGGCGGACCGGACGGGGCUUUUCGCUGCUCCGCAACAAUGAAGAGCCUGAAACAGCGUCUGAAGAAACACGAAAUAUCGACCAGUGGCACAGAGUGGAGCAAGUAUGAUGAGCGCCUACUGAGAGCGGUGGAGAUUGGCGACACGGACAGAGUUACAGCCUCGCUCAAGAAGGGAGCCGUCCCCACUAGGCUAGAUGCUGAAGGCUGCUCUGCGUUUCAUCUAGCAGCCAGCAAGGGAUUAAUAAAUAGUCUCAAUAUUUUUCUUGGCCAUGGUGUCAACCUGCAUGCAACAAAUGCUUCCGGUAAAACAGCGCUGCAUCUUUCUGCAGGAGGUGGUCAUUCUGCUUGUGUUCAGAGACUACUACAGUGUAAAAGUCCUGUUGACAGCACAGAUCUACAGGGGAGAACAGCUCUGCAUGAUGCAGCAUAUACAGGUCACAGUACCAUAAUCAAAAUGCUGUGUGACAGUGGCGCAUCUGUCAGUGCUCUUGACACGGAUGGCAAGUCUCCACUGUUACUAGCAGCACAGACGUCUCAUUCUCGAGCAUGUCAGCAAUUGUUGCUAUAUGGGGCGUCCACCACCCUCAGAGACAAACAAAAUAAGACUGCGCUGAUCUUGGCUUGUGAGCAUCCUUGUCAUGAAGUGGUGGAGGUCUUGCUGAAGAAUAAGGCAGACGUUACUGCUGUGGACCUCUACGGCUAUGAUCCUUACCACUAUGCCCAGCUCAGUAAUGACCAAGCCCUGAUCACAAUGAUAAAACAAGCCUUGGAGGCGGCCAGCAAAGCUCAAGAUGCUGCUAAGGCAGCGCAGAGAAUGCAGCAGCAGAGGUCAAUGAAUGCUGAAGCUCAAGCUCAUAUGAGGAAGAUGACAGCACAUGCUCCAGUUAAAGCGCCACCCUCUGUCAUCAGCUGGUCCAGUACCGGAGUUGUGAAGCUGGAGAAAGUUCCGUCACAGCAGCCCUCUAGGGAGCAUGGCAGCCGCUCUGCAGAUGGAAAAGAUGACCCACAGAGUCAUCUGGAAUCUGCACAGGUUAGACACCUCGGCCCUCACUCAGCAGCUCCUGCCUCAGUCGGUUUACCACCCAGGCCAGUGGAGUUGAUGGCUGGUGAGGUGGAGGUUCUGAGGAGGGAACUGUGGGAGGCAAGGCGGAGGCAGGAGGCAGCUGAAGGGGAGGUGCUGAGGCUAGACGCAGCACUGGGUCUGCGGGCACGAGAGUAUGAGGAGCUGAGGAGGAGCAGCGAGCACGCCCUACAGAAGGCCCACGGCCGGGCCUGGGAGCUUGAAGAGGCGCUUGGAGAGGUGCAGCGCAGGAUGGCUGGCUCAGAAGCCAGAGUCCGGCAGAUGCAGGCCCAUCUGGUCGCUGUUCGUGAGAACCUGGUCGAGGAGCUGAGGGUGCAGCUGCAUGAGGCCCGAGCACACAGGGAAGUGGCGGUAGCAGAGAUGGAGCGAGCGCAGGAGGACCUUGGACGGACCCGGAGGGAGGUGGAGGAGCAGAGGGAGCGGCAUGGGAUACUUCAUCAGGAGGUCCGUAGACUCACUGAGGAGCUGCUGAGCAAGGAUGAGCACACAAAAGCGCUCAAGGUUAGCUUGGCAGCUUUGGAGGCUAGAAGAGCUCAGAUGGCUUGCAAGGACAUACAGACCCCCUUAGAAUGGCAGCCCAUAUUUCCAAAGACCACCAUGACAGACCUCACUAGUGAGAUUUUUCAAAAAGCGAUGGAUAAGAGGAACUAUAUCAGUAGAGAUGAGCACACAAAGGCACUGAAGGCUAGUUUGGCUGCUGCAGACGACAGGAGAACCGAAAUGCACGACAGGGUGACCCAAACCCCUUCAGAAUGGCAGCCUAAAUAUCCAAAGUCCACCAUGACAGACCUUACUAGUGAAACUCUUCAGCAGGAGAUGGACAAGAAGGACUACAUCAAUAUGGAAGAGCACAAUUCCAUGAGGAGCUCCCUCAGUGCUGCACUCCAGGGAGCAGAGAGUCGUGCUCAGGAGGCUCUGCUGAGACAGCAACAGGCCGAAGUGGAGAACCAGAGCCUCCUUGCGGAGCUUCAGGAGCAGAAGAUGGAGCUGGACACACUACAUCAAGCCCUGAAUGCCAGGUUCGUGCCUGUUGCUCUGCUGGAGGAGAAGGAGAGAGAAGUGGCUCAGCUCAGGCUGACCCUGAAAGAGAUGGAGGAAAGCCGGGAUAGGUACCAGAACCUUGGGAAAGCUCAGAGACAGCAAGAGGAAGCCCAGAGUCCAGGCAAAGCUCCAUCUCAGAGUGAGACUCCAGUUUGUGGAACUUCAGAAGAGAAGGGGAAAACAGCUGGAGUAACCACAGAGUCCUCCAUUAAUGUGGGGAGCACACCGACACACCCUUUAGAGCGUCAAGACAAGGAUGCAGAGUCUGUGGUAGAGGCAGAGGACCGGAGGGAAGCUAAGGGGGUCUCAUCAGCACCAAGUAGCCCCAGUGGACACGCGCAAUCAGACAGCACCACCCUGCAAGCACACAUUAACAGCUUGGAGCGGCAGCUAGAGGACUCUGAAAGGCGAUACAGACAAAUUCUGGCUAUAUAUCGCACACGUCUCCUCAACGCAGCACAGGGCUACAUGGAUGAGGAGGCCCGUGUGGCACUGCUUCAGAUUGCCCAGAUGAGACAGGAGUGUGUGUAUUGAUCAUCGCCCGUGCAUGCGUGCAUAUGCAUGUGUGUAUAUGAUGCACGUGAGUGCUGAUUAUGUGUCUUGUCACGUGUAUUGAACACACAGCACGCCUCACAGGUCAAGGCCACGGUUGAAUUUGGCCACUAGUUUUUAAUUAAGAAACAUUUGUGUGCUUUAUCCUUUUUUUAUGUGCCUUGUGUCAAAUUACAUGAAUGUGUAAACUAAUCAUAAAUUUGUAAUAUGUGUGAUGAUGUGAUGAAUGAGUGAUCACUCUAUACCUUUAUAAUAUAACAAACAAUAAAAAAACAGUAUGGUUGGCUCUGAUGACCUACUGUAAACCUAA